Molecule: messenger RNA, 766 nt
Organism: Halteromyces radiatus
Lineage: Eukaryota; Fungi; Mucoromycota; Mucoromycetes; Mucorales; Cunninghamellaceae
Exons: 1
Coding region: 94-672 (192 amino acids)
Source: RefSeq, a predicted model, not a curated record
GACAAAUCAACAUGAUUUUUAUAACUAUAUAUUAACAUUAUUUUAUUAGAAGAUUUGCCUCCAUCUGUUCCAUUAUUUGAUCCAACAAAGUCAAUGUAUGAUACCACUUGGUCCAUGUUUUCAUCACCAACAUCAUCAUCACCCCAAUCAUCAACAUCAAUGACCACCCGACAUUAUUAUACUUCACAUCACUCACAACAACAGCAACAACAACAACAACAACAACAGCAGCAGCAGCAGCAGCAGAUUCCCAUGCGCUCACUAUUUGAGAGUAUACCGACAACAGUAGUACCAUCACUUCCACCACCUUUGAUGAGGACUCAUGAACCUUUUUUUAUGGGAAAGCCUUUACCAUCUGUUUCAGCUCCUACACCAAUAUCCAAACAUCCUCAUGAUCAUCAUCAUUACCUUCAACUUCAACAACAGCAACAACAGCAAUUACAACAACAUCAACAACAACAACUUCUUCAACAAAGUCUAUCAUCCCCAACUUAUAACAAGAAUAUCAAUCAUGUCAAUCAUAACAACAAUAGUUGGGCUACUCCUGGACCUCCUGUCAAUCAAACAAGAUCAAGUUGUCCAAAUAUAUUCCUUGCUCCUGAUCUAUUUGCCUCGACUUCGUUACGUCGCUCAUCUAUUCCGGUCAUGGGUGGUCCUCCUAGCAAUAUAUGAUUGAAUUGAAACUAUUUAGAUUUAGAAAUUUGUGUUAGAAUAGCAUCAAUAAAAAAUAAAUAAAUAAUAAAAAAAUGAAUGGAUUAUGAACAAA